CUGCGGGGAGGCUGUCAGGAGGAAGGGGACGGCGGGUUCCGGCUCGAAGGAGGUUAUCGCUGUCGUCGCUGUAAUACUGCUGCUUCGGUGUGGGUUUACGUUUUCCCCCCCAGGUUAUCCGGCAGCAUGUUCAGCUGGCUGGGGGCGCAUGACCGCGGCAAGAAGGAUCCCGAGGUAUUUCAGACGGUGACGGACGGCCUGAAGAAGCUCUACAAAAGCAAGCUGCUUCCCCUGGAGGAACAUUACCGCUUCCACGAGUUCCACUCGCCCGCCCUGGACGAUGCGGACUUCGACAACAAGCCCAUGCUGCUGCUGGUCGGCCAGUACUCCACCGGCAAGACCACCUUCAUCAGGUACCUUCUUGAACAAGAUUUCCCAGGAAUGAGGAUUGGACCUGAGCCAACAACUGAUUGCUUCAUUGCUGUAAUGAAUGGGGAUGUAGAAGGAGUGAUCCCUGGAAAUGCGCUGGUGGUGGAUCCAAAAAAGCCAUUCCGGAAACUUAAUGCUUUUGGCAAUGCCUUUUUGAACAGAUUUAUGUGUGCCCAGUUACCGAACCCGGUGCUUGAAAGCAUUAGCAUUAUUGACACUCCUGGCAUCCUCUCUGGAGAGAAACAGCGCAUCAGCCGAGGUUAUGACUUUGCUGCAGUAUUGGAAUGGUUCGCUGAGCGUGUUGACCGAAUCAUCCUUCUCUUUGAUGCUCAUAAGCUGGAUAUAUCUGAUGAGUUUUCUGAAGUUAUCAAAGCACUUAAGAAUCAUGAAGACAAGAUCCGUGUAGUGCUGAACAAGGCAGACCAAAUCGAGACCCAGCAGCUAAUGAGAGUUUAUGGUGCUCUUAUGUGGUCUUUAGGCAAAAUUGUCAAUACUCCUGAAGUGAUAAGGGUAUACAUUGGCUCGUUCUGGUCUCACCCUCUUCUGAUUCCAGACAAUCGUAAGCUUUUUGAAGCUGAGGAACAAGAUUUGUUUAAAGAUAUCCAGAGCCUCCCUCGAAAUGCUGCUUUACGAAAACUCAAUGACCUGAUCAAGAGAGCACGACUUGCAAAGGUUCAUGCCUACAUUAUCAGUGCUUUACGAAAAGAGAUGCCAGCUGUGUUUGGCAAAGACAGUAAGAAAAAAGAACUAAUCAACAGCCUCGGAGAUAUUUAUGCCAGGAUUGAACGAGAGCAUCAGAUCUCUCCUGGGGAUUUUCCUAACACGAAGAAAAUGCAGGAUCUUCUGCAGGGGCAGGAUUUUGCAAAGUUUCAGCCACUAAAGCUUAAACUUUUGGAGACAGUCGAUGACAUGUUGGGAAAUGACAUUGCUCAGCUCAUGACCCUAGUACGUCAGGAGGAAACCCAGCGGCCUGUCCAGAUUGUGAAAGGUGGGGCCUUUGAAGGCACAAUAAAUGGCCCAUUUGGGCAUGGAUAUGGUGAAGGAGCUGGCGAGGGCAUUGAUGACCUGGAAUGGGUUGUGAUCCGAGAUAAGCCAAGCUAUGAUGAGAUUUUCUACACCCUCUCUCCCAUCAAUGGGAAAGUCACUGGAGCGAAUGCAAAGAAGGAGAUGGUAAAAUCCAAGCUUCCAAACACUGUGCUGGGAAAAAUUUGGAAGCUGGCAGACAUAGAUAAGGAUGGCAUGUUGGAUGAUGAGGAGUUUGCAUUGGCUAAUCACUUAAUUAAGGUUAAGCUGGAAGGUCAUGAGCUACCCAGUGAAAUUCCACAGCACUUGAUUCCACCAUCAAAGAGAAAGCUAGCUGAGUGAUAGUGAUUAUCUAGUCUUCGAGGAAGACAAAGACUGGAAUGUAGACCGUUUUGAAGUCUUGAUACCUAAGUUAGGCAGAUAGACAAAAUGAUGUAACAAAAAGCCUUUGCAUAGUAAAAUACUUCUUUCCAUUAUAUAGAUGGAAAUUUUAAUUAGGAAACAUGUAUUCCAUAAAAAUGUUAUCACUAAAAUGGUAUGAGAAUGAAAGCAUUUCUGUCUUUCCUUUUUUUAAAAAGCAUGUUGUUGUAACCUGAGGUCAUUGUAUACUGUUGCAUUCCUAGGCAUCUUUCUAUCACAAACUUUUUGUUUCAGGAGCAGUAAAUCUGAGCUCUAAGGUAAUAUAUUGCCUGAUUUAUUAUUAUCUUUCAAGGCAUGAGGUCCCAUCACUUUUUUUUCUCUUCUGCACUUAUUGUGUUGAAAUAUUCUAAGGUGUCACGUUGAAUGCAAGGAGUUGUACAGAAAUUCAAGUUGUCCAUUUUCUAUCAGGAAGCUGGGAUUUUAUUUUAUCCACAUUUAGUACUGUAGUGAAUAACUGGUUAGCCCCUUUUUUUUAAAAAUCCAGGAUAGUUUGUUUUUCACUUGAAAAGAACAGAUGUUUUUAUAAUAUAGUUUGCUUUAUUGCCUUCUAUUUUGCAGCUUCUGAACCAUGGUUUAGUAUUUACCUGUUCAGUGAUCUUUGGGUGGGUCAAUGUUGCAAAUAUUACAAAAAGCACUCCAGUGUCGAGCCAAAUGUUGCCGUGUAUGAAAGUAUUUUCAGGACUUUCUGGACACAGUUUAGAGACUUUACCUUGUCCUGUUGGGAGGGGUUCCUAUUUUGUUCAGUCAUUUGUAACUUUGCUGUGACUUGUCGGUAGCAGUUAAUCCAUUUUAUGUGGAUUGUAUGGUGACUGUAUAAAGUAAGAGGUUAUAACAUUGAUAAGAAAAACUGAACAAAACUCCAUUGUGUGAAAAACUGUGAAUUGUAUAUUUAAGUAUUUUCUAUACAACUGCAUUUGCGUGCACAACUAAAUAUUUAAGCAAAACAUGCAAAAUAACUAUGCAUCCACCAGUUAAAAUUCAUUCAUGUUAAAAUGCUGUAACUUGGUAUGCUGACGCUUUUAACUGUGUAUGUGUAGCUGUUUUCCACACGUCACCUGUCUUUUUUCUGCUUUGCUUUGUGAAUUUUUGUUUUAAUUCAAGAUUUCUAGUCCUUGCAUUUUUUUUAAAAAAAAGUACUCUAUACAAUGUCUUCCAUUGUGGUUGUAUCAAAGACUAUGGCACUGUUUCUAAGUAUUGCUUGUCUAGUAGUCACGUUUUUUUUGACUGAAUUUUUGUUUUUCUUUUUCUCAAGUCUUGUCAAAACUUGCUCUAGUGAACCAAUGCUGUGAGAUAGUGACAGUAUGUAGUAAAUCCCAGAAAUCCAGUAAGUGGAUUUUAAGCUGCCUCAUCUUCAAAUGUUAGUCUUACGAUCUCUUGCUGAUAUGCUAUCCAAACACUGACUGUGACACUUGUGUGAAAAAUUGUAACUACUCUGUUCACGUCGUAGUGCAGCUACUGAAAGUUUAACAAAUCUAUAACCUGUAAGAAUAAGCUAUCCAUGUAUUUUCUAAAAAAAAAACUGAAAAGUCGAUCUAAAAGGAAUGUCCCCAAAUAAUGCACCAAACAUUGAACUGAAAUCUCUUGUUUUAUUGCUCAACUCCAUCCACAAUCUAAUUUAAAGUGCAAUUUAAAAAAAAUGCACAUCUCCCAUCAAAAGGAGAAAAGCAAAUAAGUUUUAUACUUAGUCAUCAAUGGGAGUCGUUGGCUCCCAGCUUACAUGAAUACAUUAAUUUGGAUAGUACAAUUUGACUUCAAUAUUUAAUAUUAAAAUUGAGGUUCAUGGGAACUUCAACCUCUUGCACCACUUUAAGCCAUUUGUUUUUAAAAUUCUAAAGAGGAUCAUUUUUUUCAAUUUAACUACAGAUUAUCCAUAAAUUAAUGUUCCCCUUGGGAAUCUUGAGGUGGAGAGUUUCUGUGGAUGUUCAGACAGCAGAGGGAAGAACCAGAAAUUUGGACAAGCAGUAUUCUGCACUUAAAGCUUUUCAAGUAAAUCCUAAGGGAAUUUACUUUGUAGUUGGAUGGAGGGGUCGAAUGAAAUUAGUUCUUGUUUUUGCAGAACUACUAAUUUAAAUAUCUGAAUAUUUGGAAGGUAUUAGUUGUAAAGAACUUGUGGAAGAUACAGACUAAUUAAACCAAGUAUUUUUUUCUAUGAUUCAUGCUACUAAUGUUUUGGGUGAUAUCGUUGGGUUAGCCCAACACUAUAGUGGGGAUGUGUGCAAUCUGCGUACUGGGAAAGGUUCACCAGAAGUUUUUUUUUAAUACAUUGCAUUGCUUUUUUUUUCUUUUUUGUUUUGAUAUUGCAACAUUCGGCUCAUUUGAUCUUGUGAACAGAGUAUCUGAACUGCUGACACAAUUCUUUAGGACUGUAAGAAAGUAGUCCAGGCACUGUUACUUGGGUGAUGCUGUUGUUUAGUUUUUCAGGGAGCUGGUGGUACAGAUUGAAGCACACAAUUUGAGGUCAAUUCACUGAAUUGGAAUGACUAGGUAUGCUUGCGUCCUUUGUUUGCCCAGCAGUGUAUGAUUUAAGCACUUUCCAGUUAAAUGGUUAUUCUUAUAUUCAUGUGAUCCAAAUAAUUUGGUCUUUAGAUUAGAAUGUAAGACAAUUUCAAAAUCCUGCACAUGUAACCAGAUCAAUUGUAUUCUCACAUUUAGGCAUUAUUGUAAAUCGUGCAGAUUGAGAGUUAAGACUUCCUUUUGGUUACUAUGUCAAAUGAAAUUUUUUAAUGUAUUCUUUUAAACAAAUGUAUAGGCAACAUGGGGUGUUUUGACAAAGCCACAUUCUCUGGUUUUCUUUUGCUUUUUUUCUUCUGGAGUAAAGUUCAAGGGUCGAUGAACAAUGGUUUUAAUUUCUGACCUUCAGCAAAUGCCUGACUCUACUUCCCAUAAACUUUAAUGUAAACACAUUGAGCAGUUCCUUGGUGCUCUUCUCCUAGAACAUCAAAUAAGCAUGCGGAUCCCUAGCUUUCAUUUAUAAUAAGUAUGUAAGAGAAUUUUUGUCUUUUAGUCAAGUGUUCCGCUAAUGUGAAAUACUCUAGUCCAACAAUUAACCCUAUUGUACUGAGUGCUGUCUUUGCUUAAGUUGCUGCUUGUGAAAAGAUUGCUACUGAAUUUUUGUAUCAAACUUUUUAUGGAGCAAAAAUCUACUGAUUUAUCUGCCAGAUUUUAAGGAAAGUCAAUGUACUGUUGUUGAAUGGAGGAUAUGUCUUCCUCUUAUAUGCUGUGGCUGGCUUUAUUGCCUUUGUUUUUAAAAAUACAUGUACAUUUGUAAAAUUGUUUGAUUCAUAGCUUUUGCUUACUUUGUUUAUUGUUUACGCUUCCUAAAAAUUGUCAUCUCCCCAGCAUUGUUUGUUGUAGGUUUAAAAAAGAAACCAGUUAUGAAUUUAAUAGUAAAUCAGACACCGCUUUAUUGACACAAGCUUUUAGGAGAAGCUGGACCCCAAAGGGAUUUCCAAGCUGCUUGCUAAUUACAGGCAAGUGCUGAGAUUGUGUAUUUGUGUUCCAUCACCUUGCUGAUAAUCACGUGACCUUUUCCUAUAGAAAAACCUCACUGUUCCAGGUGCCUCGCAAAGAAGGUGACAGUUAGUGCCACUUGCUAUCUCAUCCGAAGUGCUUGUGCAGCAUUCUGUUUGCAGCAGUGAGUUGUCAUACAGCACUUGACUUUUAACCCUUUAUUUUCUGUCUUCAAAUUCAAAUAGAUCCUUCUGUGGUAUACUUGUUUGGGUCCAAAUUUCAAAAAUGGGUUGGAUGUGAAGCUGUUUUGGUGAUUUUUAUUUUGUCCUCUUUAUCCACUUUAUCCUGUAAAUGGUAUUGGCAGUAAUUAAUUAGAUAUGUAAUGUAUACACAUGCAGGAUAGUACUGUCCUAAGUGCAUUGUAUUCAGAAAUCAUGUGCUGAAUAGAGCUAGUGGAUCAAAUAUACUAGAUAUCUACUUUUCUCAUCAGGAAAGUUCUGAUCUACUAACAUUGUUCAAUCUGGGUUUUUUAUAGGCAAUUGAUUUGUGGUUUAUCACAAGUAUUGAUUUCCCCAAUUUACACUUCUUUAAGAAGCCUUAGUUACGAUAUUCAGUUGGAUGUCCAACUUGCAUGUUUUUCAAACUUUUUAAAAAAAAAAUCACUUCCAUGCACAUUGGUGUAGAAGUUAAAUGUCAGUGUUUAGGAAGUCCUUGCUUAUUGUGCUUCUGACAUCAAAAAGAGCAAAAGAAAAUGAUACUGCAUUGAGUAUGUGGUUUUGUUACAUGUUGCAAUUAUACACCUUUUUUUGGCAUGUAUUUACUGUAUUUUGGAAAUUCUGUUGUGGGUUUAUUUCAACUGUGCUUCCAAGAGUCUACGUUUUUGUAAUAUUUAUCCUUUGCCAAUAAUAUGCUAUUGUACAUUUAUAAAAUAUUGUAUUUACAGUGUACAAAU
Molecule: messenger RNA, 6214 nt
Organism: Hemiscyllium ocellatum (epaulette shark)
Lineage: Eukaryota; Metazoa; Chordata; Chondrichthyes; Orectolobiformes; Hemiscylliidae
Product: EH domain-containing protein 3
Exons: 6
Coding region: 127-1734 (535 amino acids)
Biological process (GO): protein localization to plasma membrane; endocytosis; cilium assembly
Cellular component (GO): perinuclear region of cytoplasm; early endosome; cytoplasm
Molecular function (GO): GTP binding; cadherin binding; calcium ion binding
Source: RefSeq, a predicted model, not a curated record